CGUAUUCCGGCGCGGAUGCGCGCACGCUGCCGCUAACGCCGCGUCCUACAUUUGAAUUUCGUACAAAUUACAAACUCAUUGUUUUAAGUAUUUAAAAGAAAUAGACUUCGCUAUUGUGAAUGAGUGUGUGUUGAGACCGUAAAUUUACUUGUACUCAAAUUGAAGACUACUUACGGGAUCUUAUUGGGAUCAGACAUAAAGAUGUACUGACAGCCAUGGCUUUUCCAUCAGUAAGGACUUAUUAGUAGGAGCUUGAGUGCAAAUUGUGAAAAUAGUGAUUGAGUGAAGAUGCACACGAUGGACACCAUGGGCUACGGCCACAAAAAAUACCGGCCGCCGAUUUCGCCCACCAGUUUCUACCAACACGAUCUUUACUCUAGGCAUACUACAUUGCGCCCUCAGAGUGAAUACCGCUUCGCGGGCGGAGGUUACCCUCGUAGCAGCAGUUCACGCAGCAGCGGACUCUGCUCCGCGGCGCUGGUCGGCGGAGCCCUGCUGGCGGCCGUGGCUGUACUCGCGGUAGCAGCUCUCGCCUUUUACAUGGGCGCCCUGAGACCCGACAACGGCGAACCUUUUAUGUCAUUCGAGGGAACUCUCCGAGUGACGCGUGGAGAUGUGUACGGAGGAGCUCUUAACAGCCCUGCAUGGCGCGAACGUGCGCGCCGAUACGGGGCGGCAUUACGGCAAGUAUACGCCGCGCCGUCUUUGUUGCGGCAGGCCUUUGCAGGGGCACACGUCACUGGCUUCGGCGAUCGGCAGCUGGAUGUGCACUUCAGACUGUAUCUUGACAGAAGAAAAAUUCCUAGUUCGGUAUCGAAUAUAGAAGAAACGCUAAAGAAUAUUUUAGUUCAAGAUUUAUUAUCAAAACACCCUGCAUUUGGACAGAUAAAAAUUGACACAUCUAGUAUAGUAAUCAAGAGGGAUUUAGAGCAUACCUAUCAUUCUGAAUCUUUCGUGAAAGAAGCUAUGAACGAAAGCAUGGCAGUGAACCAUCCAAAAAUUCCACCAUCUCAAAACGGAAAAGAUAAAACGCUUCAAACUAGAGUAGGAGUUGUGAGAAAGACGACUGUGAAACCAAAUCAAGCAACAAAAAAGAAAGAUCCAGAUGAACCGGAAAUAGACACUGAAAAUAUUCCUGUAGUACAAGGCUCAUUCCAGAUCACAAAGACUGAAGCUGAUAUAACAGAGAAUAAGCAAAGCUCUAGUCCUUCACGUCAUGACGAUAAAAGUAGCCAUAGACCUCCAGUAGCUAAUAAGAAUACGAGUACGAGAACUCCUCCGCCAAAACCAACAACAGCAAGACCAACUACAACAAAACGAGUUCCUUCUAGUACACCAAAUACUCGACCUUUUACUAUUACAUCAACACUCAAUGUCAAACCAAGAACUGAACCCACUAUUAAGAAAGAAAAUGAAAAAGUAAGUACUUCCACAACUACGACAUCAACUACAGUAUCUACGACGCCUAUUGUCCAAUCAACAACUGCAAACCUGUCACAAAUAUUAUUCGAUCUGUUGACGAACGAGAAUCAUUACAAGGACUUACCAAAAAUCGAUACAUUAUUUACGGUACCACAUGUAGUGGACAAUGAGCCAUGGCGACCAAUAACAAGACCAUAUUAUGAAUCUACGACUAAAACAAUACCUAUUAUGGACGAAGCACUUAGCGAUCAAAACGCUAAAGAUAGAAUAGGCGUAGCAGAAGUUGUGGAGGAUGAUAUUUCAAUAUUAGAAAGUAUGCUCACACCCAUACCUCCGGUACAACACAGAGAGAGAUCUACUAAAAAGCCAGUAGGGAUAUACAACAUGGAUGCUAACUUGGCCGCUGAAGUAUACGUGCCAAGUCCCAUCUACACAAGUUUCACUCUGCCAACGUUCGCCCCGCCCCUAAAAAAUACCGAAACAUUGGGAUCAAAUUAUCCCAAACCGCACCCAAUUCCUGUGGAUAAGAUUAGCUCAGUAGUAGAGGUCUCAUCGGACAAAAUUUCUUCUUCUGACGAUAAUGACGGCAAACCUGUUGAGAGACCCCCAAAAGAGAAAACCACAUCUGUGUCUUUGAAUGUGAUGCAAUUGGAUCAACAAGACAAUAGCACCGAAAAAGUAGCAAUAGAAGGCGCUUCUAUUUUAAAGAAACAGAACACUACUACUGAGCUUCCUGAGACUAGUACCACAAUUUCUACAACAACAAUUACUUACUCCAGUACCGACGAAGACAUAAACGAUACUAUCACAACUCCUACCCCAUUACUAUCGAGUACCCCUGAAACAAUUGAAGAAGAGCAUAAUAACAUCAGCAAAGAAAACUCUGCAAAACGUCCCAAUAAUAAAGUAUCAAAUAUUCCCAGCACAAGCGCUCCUCACCAUACAUGGGAAUUAGUAAACACGUCCACCAAUAAUAAUGAAACGUUUAGUAAAAGUUCUCCAGAAAAAUAUUACAAUGAUACUUUGCAAGCAAUUAUAACCAAAAAUGAUGCUGUAUUUCCAAAUACCACCCCUAAAUUCACAAACAAAGUAUCUAUUCUCAAGAACUUAACAGACAUUAUAAAGAGGUAUACCCAUAAUACAGACAAACCACCGAAAGAAAAACAAAAGCCAGAAGGUGACGAACGUCAUAAUUAUAACAAAAUGGGAUCUGUUGAAGUAGUGUCUGACGAGGAAAUAGAAACCACUACAUCUGUGAUAAUCACGCUAUUGCCUGCAAAAUCGAAUCUUGGGGUAAACCGUCCUUUGAGACCUCGACCGAAGAUUGAUUUGAAGUCACAAGCAUUAAAAGAAGAUGAACGCAGUUUUUUUCGUAGUGACCCAGAAACACAAAAGAUAAUAGAUAACCUUAGUACAGAAAAAUACAUCCAAAUGCAUAACUUUACCAAUAUAGAAGCUUCAGAAAUCGUAACAAGUUCUUCAAUUGUAGAAAAUGAAGAUUCAAGUGACGAAAUGCUCUUAACCAAUGUUUCUGAUAGCAUAAAGGUUCACAAUACUGAAAUGUCUUCAACUAGUAACAGACUUCCAAAAUCAAGUGAUGAGCUAAACUUUCCCAUUAAAGAUAGUAUUACAGCUGAGAAUACACAUAUUACAAACGUCACCGUUUUACCCGAAGGGACUUAUAGAGUAUCUUACCAUGUAACAGGGACUGUAAGUAGUAAGCAAGCUAAUAAAACUCAAAGUCUUCCUGCCUAUGAAUUAACGCUCGAGCCUGACGUCGUCUUGGAAAUACCCGUUAAUCAUACCAAUACAUUAACUAUUGAAAAGUUAAAACAACUUGCAAGUCUUGCCACUAUCUCCGACUCCAACAACACCACUUUAUUUCGUGCCCCCGGGGGUGUAAUUUCAACAAAGGCAAUACCUUCCAGUUACACCCUAAACCAAGCUGGAUUUAAAAUUUUAACAAAAACGUACAACAAAAUUCCUACAAAACAAGAAGAAAACAGUUUGAACAAACCAGAGAAAAUUUACAGUAAACCAUUUGUUAAGCCCGUUAAAGAAACAGAAGAGAAUAUCGUUAAAGAGAUCGUCAAAGAAGAGGAAUGUAACAAUGUGACGUCCUUCCGGUGCUGGACCGGAGCUUGCCUGCCUAUCACGUCGCGCUGUAACCGACUGUUGGACUGUGCUGGUGGAGAGGACGAGAAAGCAUGCUCCUGCGCCGACUAUUUGCGAGCCGAAUUUUCGCAGUCCAAAAUAUGUGACGGAAUUGUGGAUUGCUGGGAUUAUUCUGAUGAAAACAAAUGUGAGUGGUGUGAGGAAGGACAAUAUGUUUGCGCAAAUGCUCGCCAGUGUAUUGAGAUGGCCAGGGUAUGUGAUGGUACUCCAGACUGUCCAUUAGGUGAUGACGAGAAAAGUUGUGUAGCAUUGGCCGACGAAUUAGAAGACAAUGAAGUGAUUCCUUACAAUGCAGAAGGAUUCGUUAUGGUUCGUAAGAGAGGAGUUUGGGGCAGACUAUGCGUCGAAAGUUUCGAAGAUGUAGUGACACAAGCGCAUAGUUCAUUAAAACUACCAGAUCUUGGUAGAGCAGUGUGCCGAGCUAUGACAUUUCAUGAUUCUCCUUGGUCCCGAGAAGCGCGCGAAGGUCGCAAAAUCAGUUCUGUAGGCUACUGGGAAGUUUGGCAUAACGCUGCAGCUCGCGCUGCUGAUACACGUCUUACCUUCCGACGAUCUUCUUGUACAAGACGCAAAGCAUUACGCGUCCGUUGCAAGGAUCUCGAUUGCGGCAUCAGACCUCAUGCUGAUGCUCAACAGCCCAGAGAGCGAGUAACUUACGAGCGCGUGCGGCUGGGCAGGGUAGUGGGCGGCGGCGGCGCAGCGGCGGGUGCAUGGCCGUGGCAGGUGGCGCUGUACCGCGACGGCGAUUUCCAGUGCGGCGGUACCCUUAUCGCCGACCAGUGGAUCCUUUCUGCGAGUCACUGCUUCUAUCAAGCCACUGAAGCGCACUGGGUAGCUCGAUUGGGGGCCUUGCGUCGUGGUGCGUGGCCUAGAGGCCCGUGGGAACGAGUUUCCAGGGUUCGGCAGGUGGUUCUGCAUCCCCGCUACGCUCCUCGUGGAUUCCGCAAUGACAUCGCACUUCUUCGCGUUGAUACGCUGGAGCUCCACGCGCGAUUGCGCCCUGCCUGUCUGCCUCCGCCACGCGCACAGCCUCCAGCGGGGCAUCAUUGCACUGUUGUUGGUUGGGGACAACUUUACGAACACGAAAGAGUAUUCCCGGACACGCUUCAAGAGGUUGAGCUACCGGUGAUAUCAACAGCGGAGUGCCGACGGCGCACGCGCCUUCUGCCUCUGUACCGCGUCACCGACGACAUGUUUUGUGCUGGCUACGAGCGCGGUGGACGGGACGCCUGCCUCGGUGACUCCGGUGGUCCACUCAUGUGCCAGGAACAAGACAGAUGGUACAUCUAUGGUGUGACCAGUAAUGGCUACGGUUGCGCGCGCGCGAACAGGCCCGGCGUCUACACCAAAGUCUCCAACUACAUCGAUUGGAUAGACAACAUAAUUACCACUUACACGCCACCUCGGAACGAGACCACGUUCUCGAAUGAAGAUUCUGAAGAAGACUUCUACGUCGAUCUAGAAGUAGCAGAAAAUAAACGACCAGAUAGAAUAGACACGUGUAAAGGGUACAGGUGUCCGCUUGGCGAGUGCCUGCCCGCUUCCAGCGUGUGCAAUGGCUUCAUUGAGUGCUCGGACGGCAGCGACGAGUGGCAAUGCAAUAGACACGCCUCAAACUCCACGAAACAAGACCCUGAUUGACAUUAGUCUAGUAAUUUGCUUGUAAGCCAGUACUUAAUGCUAGAAUUAUACUUCCGAAUUCGACUGAUAUUUUGUAAGUAGGUUGUAUCGAAUCUCAUUCAGUGUUGUCGGUUACGAAUCUUCUGAUGUUUUAUAUCUUUUAUUCACAUGUACUAUGCCAUAUUUUGAUGUGACUUGGGCUUUGUAAAUAUAGCUUGUUAUUCUUCGCCCAAACGGUUGCGUUGUUUACCACGUUUGUAAUUGUAUGUUUAUUGCUAAUCGAAUCUAUUUAUUGAAAAUCUAUGGAGGACCUUUUCCGUUUGAAUUUGUAUUCAAAUGGACGAUGUUAACCAUGCAUCAAAUAAAAAGUUAACAAAUAUAAAGAAGUCUUUCAUUCUACGUUACGGUUAGGUUAUACUGGAAAUGAAACUACUCCG
Hyposmocoma kahamanoa is the source of this 5654-nucleotide messenger RNA. RefSeq lists its product as uncharacterized. The coding region runs from base 289 to 5238 and encodes 1649 amino acids. Gene Ontology annotation, molecular function: serine-type endopeptidase activity; protein binding. NCBI's taxonomy places the organism in Eukaryota, Metazoa, Arthropoda, Insecta, Lepidoptera, Cosmopterigidae. The record is from RefSeq and is a predicted model, not a curated record. Gene Ontology annotation, biological process: proteolysis. The transcript has 13 exons.